AUGGAUAUGAAGAAUGCUUUUCAUCAUGGUGAUCUCCAAGAAGAGAUUUACAUGAAGCUUCCCUCUGGUAUGACUAAUUCUUCUCCUCAUGAUGUUUGUAAGCUAAAACGUUCUUUGUAUGGGCUCAAGCAGGCGCCCCGGGCUUGGUUUGAGAAGUUUCGCAGUACAAUUCUUUCUUUCAACUUUACCCAAAGUCAAUAUGAUCAUUCCCUCUUCUUCCACAUGUCUGCGUCAGGUAUAGUCCUUCUCUUGGUUUAUGUGGAUGAUAUUAUCAUUACUGGCAUUGACUAUAGUUUGAUUACUAAGCUUCAGCAGUUGUUACAUACAACUUUCCAUAUAAAAGAUCUUGGACAACUCACAUACUUCUUAGGAUUGGAAGUUCAUCAUUGGGCUAGUGGUAUUUUCGUGAACCAGCAUAAGUAUAUUCAAGAUCUUAUCACUUUGGCUGGUUUGGAGGACACUUCUUCUGUUGAUACUCCUAUAGAGGUAAAUGUCAAAUACAGGAAAGAUGAAGGGGACCUUCUGGAUGAUCCUACUCUCUAUCGGCGCCUGGUUGGGAGUCUUAUUUACUUGACCACUACUCGACCUGAUAUUUCCUAUGUUGUUCAUCAAGUUAGUCAGUUUAUGACUUCUCCUCGGCAUCUCCAUCUUGCUGUAGUUCGAUGCAUCAUCCGCUAUCUUCGAGGUUCACCUACUCAUGGGUUGUUCUUUCCUACCGGCUCCUUUCUUCAACUUGUUGCCUAUAGUGAUGCUGAUUGGGGUGGGUGUACAGAUACACAUCGAUCUACUACGGGUUGGUGUAUGUUUUUAGGUGAUGACUUAAUUUCUUGGAGAUGUAAGAAACAAGAUCGUGUUUCUAAAUCCUCUACUGAGGCCGAGUAUCGUGCCAUGUCUACUGCUUGUUUUGAAAUUAUAUGGUUAUGCGGUCUUCUUGAGGAGCUUGGGUUUCCUCAUACUACUUCUACACCUCUUCAUGCUGAUAACACUAGUGCUAUUCAAAUUGCCACCAAUCUUGUUUUUCAUGAACGUACCAAGCACAUUGAGGUUGAUUGUCAUUCGAUUCGAGACACCUUGAAAAGUCGGGUGAUAUCUCUUCCUCACAUCUCUUCUGAUCUCCAAGUGGCUGAUAUCUUCACCAAAGCUUUGACUCGACAACGACAUCAAUUUCUUAUUGGCAAAUUGUUGCUGGUUGACUUACCAACAUCAAUUUGA
Vitis vinifera (wine grape) is the source of this 1212-nucleotide messenger RNA. RefSeq lists its product as uncharacterized. Lineage: Eukaryota; Viridiplantae; Streptophyta; Magnoliopsida; Vitales; Vitaceae. The coding region runs from base 1 to 1212 and encodes 403 amino acids. The record is from RefSeq and is a predicted model, not a curated record. The transcript has a single exon.